Messenger RNA from Centruroides sculpturatus (bark scorpion), 2265 nucleotides. RefSeq names its product zinc finger protein 708-like. Gene Ontology annotation, cellular component: nucleus. The record is from RefSeq and is a predicted model, not a curated record. Gene Ontology annotation, biological process: regulation of transcription by RNA polymerase II. The transcript has 4 exons. Gene Ontology annotation, molecular function: DNA-binding transcription factor activity, RNA polymerase II-specific; RNA polymerase II transcription regulatory region sequence-specific DNA binding. The annotation marks the transcript as partial. NCBI's taxonomy places the organism in Eukaryota, Metazoa, Arthropoda, Arachnida, Scorpiones, Buthidae.
AUAAAUAUUAAAGGAAAACCAAUUUCCACAGACAACACAAAGGAAUCCACUACUUUGAGUCAUUCUGGUUAUAAAAUCGAAAGAGAUAUCAAGAAAGAAAAAGUAAAACAUGGUAUAAAAGCGGAAUGUAAAGUUGUUUUGAAAAGAUUGAAGAUUGAAGUAAAGACUGAGGAUUGUAAAGAAGUUGUUCAUCAUCCAGAUGAUAAUGAACAGCCUGUCAACAAUGAAUACUUCACUCCGGAAAGAAACUCUAACAGGAAUGAAAUAAACAUGGAAAUUGAGGAGGAAGAGCAAAUUCAGAAAUACGAUAUUCAGCAAAAUUCAGAAAGAAAAAAACAAUUUAAAUAUAAUAUCAAAAGAAAAAACUACGUUCAUUCGAGUAGAAAGUGCAAUAAAAUUCAUGAUAAGAUUAAAAGGAAAUACUUCAACGUUAUGUUUGCAUCUCAUUCUAAACAAGAAUUUGCGUGUGAUGUAUGUAAACAGACUUUUACAAAUAAGAGAAUAUUACAAACACAUCUGUUCUGUCAUAUUGGAGAAAAACCAUUUCGCUGCACAUCCUGCAAUAAGAAGUUUUUAUGGCAAUUUCUUUUGCGAAGACACACGAAAGAACACAAAACUGGAAAUGAAAACGAAAUCUCUCAUAGGAAUUUACGUACGCAGUUAUCUGAAGAUCGAUUGAAUUCAUCUCCAAGAAAUGGUAAAAAAUCUAAUAUCAAGCGGAAAAACGUGUUUUGCGACAUUUGUGGUAAGCGCGUUCCAUAUGGUAAAGACUGUUUACAAAGACACAAAAGAAUACACAAAGUACACGCCUGCAAAAUAUGUGGAAAACAAUUUAGAUUGAACCGUUUUUUGUUGCAACAUAAAAAAACACAUAGCGAAGUCCGUCCUUUCAAAUGCGAUAUUUGCAAUAAAAGUUUUAAACUAAAAGAGUAUUUAAAAAAGCAUUACGAAACUCAUAGUGAUGAAUGUAACUACAUUUGUCAGGUAUGUAACAAAAGUUUUAAAACAAAAAAAUAUUUGCAAGCUCAUAAAAUAGUUCAUAGCAAUCAAUUUAACCAUAGUUGUCAGGUAUGUAACAAAAGUUUUAAACUAAGUAUUCAAUUAAAACGGCAUACUCGUAUACACAGCAACGAAUACAAAUAUUCUUGUGAUAUAUGUAACAAACAUUUUAAAUCAAAACAGUAUUUACCAACGCAUAAACUUAUUUAUUGUGAAAAAUCUAAUAUAAAGCGGGAAAACGUGUAUUGCGACAUUUGUGGUAAACGCGUUCGAUAUGGUAAGGGCCGUUUAGAAAUACACAAGAGAACACACAAUAUGCAUGCCUGUAAUAUAUGUGGAAAAGAAUUUAAAUCUAAAGGUAUUUUGUUAAGUCAUAAAGUAACACAUAGUGAAGACAGCCCUUUUAAAUGCGAUAUUUGCAGUAAAAGUUUUAAACAGAAAAGCAAUUUAAAAAUACAUCACGCAACUCAUAGUGACGAACGUAACUAUUCUUGUCAGGUGUGUAACAAAAGUUUUAAAACAAAAGUUAAUUUGGAAGCUCAUAAAAUAGUCCAUAGCAAUCAAUUUAACUAUACUUGUCAUGUAUGUAACAAAAGCUUUAAACGCAUUCAUGGAUUAAGAAAGCAUACUGAUAUACACAGCGAUGAAUACAAAUAUUCUUGUGACAUAUGUAACAAACAUUUUAAAACAAAACACAAUUUGCAAAGACAUAAAGUAGUUCAUAGUAAUCAAUUUAACUACACUUGUCAGGUAUGUAAUAAAAGUUUUAAAGGCAGUGCUGGUUUAAAAAAGCAUAUUCGUAUAUACAGCAAUAAGUGCAAAUAUUCUUGUCAUAUGUGUAACAGAUAUUUUAAGACAAAACAUUUAUUGGAACAGCAUAACAUUAUUCAUAGCGAUGGAAAAAAGUAUGUUUGUGACAUAUGUAAAAAAGUUUACCCCAAUACAACUGCCUUAUUCAGCCAUCGUCGUAUUAAACAUGGAAAUAUGUGAAUUAUUACUGAAUCCACGCUAAAAGAACAUUGAAAAUUCACAUUGAAAAAUUCACAUUGAAAAUGUAAUACUUGUCAUAAAAAUUUAAAAGUAAAAUCACUUUAAUUAAUUACCAGAAAAUUCAUUAAGACAUAUAACUAUUUCCUUGUGAGAAUUUCAAUAGACGUUUUACCGACAAACAUGUAUUAAAAUGUCACGAAGCCACUCACAAAGAAGACAAUCUUCGUUACGUUCGUGAAGUAUGUAACAAAGAAUGUUAUUUUAUAAGUCGUUUAU